CAUGGACUUUGGGUCUGGUCGUGUUCACCUUGUGUAUUACAGUAAAUCAGUAAUUGCACGUACCUGCUCUCUGUUCAUUCUAUUACUACUCCCACAUUCCCAGACCCUCGCCUGACCGCCCUGGCCUGAGAAACUGCCGUCCACGCCUGAAUAACUGCUGCCCACGCUUCACCCAUUUUGCAAUCUGUCUGUAUUAAGAUUCUUGAAUUGGAUCUAAGGAAAUAUAAACCCUUAUUAGAACUGCUGCACAAAUGUCGACGGAAUUGAUAAAGAAGAAAAGAGGAAUAGAGGUACAAGGUUAUACAAUUGAAGGGUUAUCAAUUGGUGGGCAGGAAACCUGCGUUAUCUUCCCUGGUCUCAAGCUCGCUUUCGAUAUCGGAAGGUGCCCUCAACGUGCCAUCUCCCAAGAUUUCCUCUUUAUCUCUCAUGGUCAUAUGGAUCACAUUGGUGGACUACCAAUGUAUGUCGCAACUCGGGGUUUAUUCUCCAUGAAGCCUCCUACAAUUUUUGUACCUAAAGAAAUAAAAAGAGAAGUGGAAAAGCUUUUUGAUGUACACAGAGUAAUGGACCAAUCUGAACUGAAGCAUAACUUAGUUGGUCUAGACGUGGGAGAAGAAUUCUAUCUUAGGAAAGACCUCAAAGUAAAAGCAUUUAAGACAUAUCAUGUUAUUCCCAGUCAGGGAUAUGUUGUUUACUCAGUUAAACAGAAGCUUAAGCAGGAGUACAUUGGCCUCCAUGGGAAUGAGAUCAAGGCUUUGAAGUUAUCAGGUGUGGAGAUUACUACUACAACUACAUCACCUGAAGUGGCAUUUACUGGAGACACAAUGGCCGACUUCAUUAUUGACCCAACUAAUGUUGAUGUGCUUAGGGCCAAGAUUCUUGUAAUGGAGUGCACCUUCUUAGAUAACGCAGUUGCAGUGGAGCAUGCAAGAGAUUAUGGACAUACACACCUUGCUGAGGUUAUUAAAUAUGCUGAUAUGUUUCAGAAUAAAGCAAUUCUGUUGAUCCACUUUUCAGCAAGAUACCAAGUCAAUGAAAUUGAAGAAGCCAUAUCAAGAUUGCCCGUAACAUUUUCUGGUCGAGUUUUCGCUCUUACCGAAGGAUUUUGAUGAUGAUGGUAUUGAAGGGACGUUUCCAGUUUUGGAGCAUCUUCUGUUACACAUGAAGUUUGAGUUGUUGACACGUGGAACUUGUUUUUUCGUUUCUAAUUCAUUUUUACACUUCCUCCUCCACGGUUGCUGGAAAUAUAUCCAUUUAAAUUUCACAUGAUAGUAUACAUCAAAAAUCUUCUGAAAAUUGUUGUAGCCAUCAAUCUGGAAGUGUUUUGAAUCUGGGAAUAGACUGGUUUCUGACAUUAUUAAGCACAAAGUUGUAGAAAGAGAUGUUUUUUAUUUACGUGUAGUUGGCAGGAUAUCGAUCUACUAAUCAGCGAGACGUGAUCGACAUUAAAUCCU
Molecule: messenger RNA, 1454 nt
Organism: Amaranthus tricolor (Joseph's coat)
Lineage: Eukaryota; Viridiplantae; Streptophyta; Magnoliopsida; Caryophyllales; Amaranthaceae
Product: tRNase Z TRZ1
Exons: 9
Coding region: 252-1109 (285 amino acids)
Source: RefSeq, a predicted model, not a curated record